Molecule: messenger RNA, 531 nt
Organism: Striga hermonthica
Lineage: Eukaryota; Viridiplantae; Streptophyta; Magnoliopsida; Lamiales; Orobanchaceae
Source: the annotation of a GenBank genome assembly
AUGACCAAACAUUCCUCCUUCUCCUUACUUUCAUUUCUCUUCGUCGUCUCUAACCUAAUCGACCCCUCGUUAUGUGACUGGGCAACGACUCAAAGGUUAAUCAAAGAUAUAUGCAUACACACUUCGAACUAUAAUUUGUGCAAAAGCAUUCUCAGUAGAAACCUCGUUUCACCGGACUCGAGCCUCCAAGACAUUACGAAGCUAACAAUGGACAUCGCCGUGAGCACCGCCAAUUUCACGCGUUCGACCAUCCAGAGUUUGGAGACGACGGAGAAAAGGCCAAACGUGAAACAACUCUUAGCGGGGUGCGAAGGUGAUUACAACAGGGUUGUAACCUACCUCGGAAGUGCAAAGAGCGCGGCCUACGCAGGAUCUUUCAAACAGAUCCUGGUUUUUGUAUCUAACGCGAAUAAUUGUGUUCUUUUAUGCCAAAACAAGAUCGAUAAUGUGGUUCCUCGGAUUUUUUUGAAGAACAAGAAAAUGAGGGUCUUGUUCUCUAUGGCAUCAUAUGAAUCAUUAGUAAUUCACUAG